This is a messenger RNA of Charadrius vociferus (killdeer), 1961 nucleotides long. RefSeq names its product reticulocalbin 1, EF-hand calcium binding domain (gene RCN1). NCBI's taxonomy places the organism in Eukaryota, Metazoa, Chordata, Aves, Charadriiformes, Charadriidae. The record is from RefSeq and is a predicted model, not a curated record. The transcript has 10 exons. Bases 1 to 1515 code for a protein of 504 amino acids. Gene Ontology annotation, cellular component: endoplasmic reticulum. Gene Ontology annotation, molecular function: calcium ion binding.
AUGGACGUACGGGAGCAUUUGGGGGUGUUGGGAUCUCCCCUGAAGGGCGAGUCCCGGCGAGCCGUCCCGCGGAGCAGCCGGGUUGCCCUCCUACUUGCCGGUGGCCGAGGCCGGGCGUCCCACCGCACGCAUCCUGCCGGCGAGAGAAAGAGGCUGCGAUUUUCUACCCAUUGUGCGCGCUUUAUCGCGAUUAAACUCCAGAUGAACAUCAAAGGGAAAGAAGUUCAUCAAAACAGGAAUGAAACAAAAGGCUUUCAAAGCGCGGUUAUCGUGCACCAAGCAACGCUUUUCAAAGGCAGAAAAGUUCACGUUAAAUAUAGACUACCUUACUGGCACUGCCUUAAUGGCGAGAGCACCCAGGCGGCCCUCCGCGCCAUCCGGCAGCCGUACUUGUUGCUGGAGCUGACAGCAAAUCCCUCUCCGUUUUGGAGGCUCUGUCAUGCGUGGGUGCCGGAGCUGGCCGAGGCCACUGGUGAGCAGGGAACAGCCAGCAACGGCCUGGGAAAGCGCAUGCUUUAUUCAUACAACCAAGCCCUGUGCCAAGCACGGUUCGGCUACACACGAGGUUUGGGUCCAAAAGGUGUCUACUGGGGUAAAAGCAGCAGAGAGGAGGCUGUGGUCGGGUUCAACAUCUUGCACGUCAGUGCUAACGCCACAGCCAAAGGCCACAUCAUGGACAUGGAUGACAGCAGAAACCAUCAACCUCAUAUUCUGGAUGGACAAACUCCACAGAACACGAGAGAAACAGAAACGAUCCGCUAUUUUGUGCCGACGAAGAUUGUGGAUAGAAUAGAUGACAACAAAGAUGGCUAUCUCACAACAGAGGAAUUAAAAAACUGGAUUAAACGUGUGCAGAAACGCUAUAUCUAUGAAAACGUAGCUAAAGUUUGGAAAGACUAUGAUCUAAACAAGGACAAUAAAAUUGCCUGGGAAGAAUACAAACAAGCCACAUAUGGUUAUUAUCUAGAAAAUCCAGAAGAAUUCCAAGAUGCAACUGAUCAGCACAGUUUUAAAAAAAUGCUGCCCAGAGAUGAAAGACGAUUCAAAACUGCAGAUCUGGAUGGAGACUUAGCUGCCACUCGUGAAGAAUUCACUGCUUUCCUUCACCCAGAGGAGUUUGAGCAUAUGAAAAACAUCGUCGUCUUAGAAACCUUAGAAGAUAUAGACAAAAACGAGGAUGGUUUUGUGGAUCAAGAUGAGUACAUCGCUGAUAUGUUUGCAAAUGAAGAGGGUGGACCAGAGCCUGACUGGGUGAUUACAGAGCGUGAACAGUUUUCAGAUUUUCGUGACCUCAACAAGGAUGGAAAGAUGGACAAAGAAGAGAUUCAGCACUGGAUUCUCCCGCAAGACUAUGAUCACGCACUAGCUGAAGCCAGGCACUUAGUCUAUGAAUCGGAUGUAGACAAGGAUCAAAAACUAACGAAAGAGGAGGUUCUAGACAACUGGAAUAUGUUUGUUGGAAGUCAAGCUACUAAUUAUGGGGAGGACCUCACAAGAAACCAUGAUGAACUAUGAUACAGUGUACCAACCAGUAUGCCACAUACUUAUUCUCCACUUUACUGAAAUCAGGGUGUCCAUCGCCUCUUUUUGGGAAGAUGGGCAAGGGACACGCUCAUAACUGAAUGACUUGCAUUAAUAUAUUUUUAACAUGCCAGCUUAUUACCUCAGAAACUGCGUAGAAAUAGCUUUUUACUCUUUUCACAUGGUUAAAUACAGUAUCUAAUUACUACAGUUUUAUUUUGGAAAAAAUAAAAAGGUAACUUCUCUUAAUAGAUUAGAGCCAGAGCUGGAAAAGGCACUUCUAAAACAUAAUUGCAAGGAUCUUUAAUAAUGAAAUAUUUUCUUCAAAUGCCCAUAUUUUACUAUAGUGAAACGCAGCUAAGAUUAGAAAGGAACAUAAUGUUUAAACAGACUAAGUUAUUUAGUCAUUUUUUUAAAUAACAUAACAAUUUACAUUUAAC